Molecule: messenger RNA, 2906 nt
Organism: Heterocephalus glaber (naked mole-rat)
Lineage: Eukaryota; Metazoa; Chordata; Mammalia; Rodentia; Bathyergidae
Gene: Rab35
Product: RAB35, member RAS oncogene family
Biological process (GO): Rab protein signal transduction
Molecular function (GO): GTP binding; GTPase activity
Source: RefSeq, a predicted model, not a curated record
GGUGGCAUCGGCGGCGGCAGCUGAGGAGGAGGAGGAGAAGGAGGGGGAGCGGAGGGAGGUGUUUCUGUCAGUUCCGGCUGUUUGUUCGGGAAGUGAAUCCGCUGCUGCCGGAGCAGCCCGGAGGGAGCUGCGGUUCGCGAGGCCAGUACCGACCCCGCCCGCCCGCGCGCACUGCCCCCGCCCGCCAUGGCCCGGGACUACGACCACCUCUUCAAGCUGCUCAUCAUCGGCGACAGCGGUGUGGGCAAGAGCAGUCUACUGUUACGAUUCGCAGACAACACUUUCUCAGGCAGCUACAUUACCACAAUUGGAGUGGAUUUCAAGAUUCGGACUGUGGAGAUCAACGGGGAGAAAGUGAAGCUGCAGAUCUGGGACACAGCUGGGCAGGAGCGCUUCCGCACCAUCACCUCCACGUAUUACCGCGGGACCCAUGGGGUUAUUGUGGUGUACGACGUCACCAGUGCUGAGUCCUUUGUCAAUGUCAAGCGGUGGCUUCACGAAAUCAACCAGAACUGUGAUGAUGUAUGCCGAAUACUAGUGGGCAAUAAGAAUGAUGACCCCGAGCGGAAGGUGGUGGAGACAGAAGAUGCCUAUAAAUUCGCUGGGCAGAUGGGGAUCCAGCUUUUUGAGACCAGUGCCAAGGAGAAUGUCAACGUUGAAGAGAUGUUCAAUUGCAUCACAGAGCUGGUUCUGCGAGCAAAGAAAGACAACUUGGCGAAACAGCAGCAGCAGCAACAGAAUGACGUGGUGAAGCUCACGAAGAACAGUAAACGAAAGAAACGCUGCUGCUAAUGCUCCAGUCCACUGCAGAGACUGCACUGUGGUCCCUCCCCCAGCCCGGGGCCCGAGCGGGCUCUGAGGGGGACAGUCUCAGUUUUGUGCCGUUAUUUAAAGAAUUCUCUCCACUUUUUUGUAUUGGGAGGUGCCAUCGGCACUUCCUCCCCCACCCCACCCCCACCCCGAGUGCCAAGAAGGUGUUGGAGGAGCCUGCCCUUCCCCACUGGUGCCCUCCUCCCUGCUGAGGCGCCUGGACCUGGCGAGGACGUUGCCAGCGGAGCGGACUGAUUAACCAGUUUGUACAUAGUGUAUAUUGCUUUAACCAGCUGCACAGCCUCAUCCUGCUCUGGCUUCUGCCUCCUUAAUGGCAGCCUGCUGCAACAGAACCUCCCCCUGGCCCUCCCAUCCCAGCUUCUGGAGGAGACGGCGUCAUGUGCUAGACAUCUCGGGCUGGCCUGGGACAGUGGAGUGGGCUCCGUGUUGCUGAGUCUUUGCUGCAGGCUGUCAGUUUCAGUCCUUGGCAUACAGGGUCUGACCCCUCUCCAGGGCCUGUGUCCAUUCUGCUGCCUCCAGUUGUGCUGGGAGCUGGGGAAACGUGGCCUUGAGGCAGCCGUUCCCUUCUGCCGGCCCCAGGCGAAGUCAGUCCUACCCUUUGGCCAACAGGUUUCUCAUCCUGCGUCCUCGACACCUCUGCUACAAAUCCAGGGGAGCCGUGGCUUCUAACUUAUCAACAUGUUUCAGUUCCAACAGAAAGGUAGGAGUGUGUGUGCAGAGAUGGGGCUUGGAGGCUAGAGGAGCAUUAUCUGAACAGAUAAAGAAAAUGAAGCCAAAUCAAAUGAAUUAAGUUCUUCACCAUUAUCUUUUCCUAAGGUUUGACUGGCACAGCAGCAAAAGUUGUGACCACCCCACUUCGGGUCCAGUGUUUUUAGAAAAAGUGAAUUGCUUUCUGUCAUUGUGGGGCUUGGCCCCUUGGCCCUUAGAACAGGAAGGGGAUUUGUACCCUUGUCCAUGUUGGCCCUCCAGGGCCCCCCACUGGAAUUCAAGUCCACAGCACUAUGCACCUCUGAAUGUGAGGGUGGGUGCCGGGGCUGCUGGACGGUGGGGCAACGCCUCUCAGCUGGAUGGGCAGCCUUGGAUCACUGAUAGAACUAUUUUAGCAUGAAGGUAGUAGGUCUUCUUGGUGGCAAAAAGUGGCAGUGGGGCUGGGGACAGCCCAGUUGUGAUGCAUCCCAGUACCUUGGAGGAAAAACCAGGGUCACAUACAUUUGGUUACUGUUCCCCUGUCCCUGGGGUACUUCAUUCCCAUUUCCCCUGGAAGUAUCAUGCAUAACCUGGGAAGAAAUUAUUUCAACACCAUGAUGUGUUUUAUGAGAUUUCCUUUCCUAGGUGAUUUCUAGGCAAAGGCCUGAUUGGACAAUCACAUCACAGAUCACACUGCAGAUUUUCCAUGUUAACACUGUGGAUGGGUUUUUAAUCAAUAAAAUCGGGGUUUCUUUUCACCUGUCUCUCCACUUGUCCAGACUGUCAAAGCCAGGGUUCUGUGACAGGCCUUUGCUUUGGAGCCAUGGGCUGGGGCUGGGGAGCUGUGGGCCUGAGAAAGCAGAAGCCCUGGGGGGUGCUGCAGAUGGACCAGCAGGCAGCCUGCCUUUGUCUUGUCUGGAGGAGCCAGGAGCAGAAGCAGGUGUCCGUCCUCAGGGCUGUCCUAGCUGACCAGCGGCCUGUGAGGUUGCACACAGCUCAGGGCUCCUGUGCUUGUAGGGUCGCUCUUGUCUCUCAGCACUCAGGCAAAGCCAGUGUAGGAGUGCUUGCAAAUUCAAGCAAUAGGGCGAUCCUGGAAACUUCCAGCCCAGGUCAGGAGCCUCAGUGGCUUCCGGCACCUGGACGUCCAGGCCCAGGUUGGGGUGGUGGUGGUGGGGACAGACAUGUCUGUCCUGCUGAGUGUUACAUGCAUGAACGGGGGGUUGUCGGGUGGGGGUGGGGACUCGGGUAGACCUACAUCCUGGUGGACCUGAUGUGAAAUUCCUGUCAAACAAAACUUUUAAAUGGUUUGCCAGGAUUAUUUCUGUAUUGAAAGUUUCUAAUUAUGCUUUUUAAAAAAAAUACUAAAAAUAAAGGUUCAAGCUGUCAAA